Boleophthalmus pectinirostris (great blue-spotted mudskipper) is the source of this 9514-nucleotide messenger RNA. RefSeq names its product La ribonucleoprotein 4B (gene larp4b). NCBI's taxonomy places the organism in Eukaryota, Metazoa, Chordata, Actinopteri, Gobiiformes, Gobiidae. Gene Ontology annotation, cellular component: cytosol; cytoplasmic stress granule. Gene Ontology annotation, biological process: positive regulation of translation. Gene Ontology annotation, molecular function: mRNA 3'-UTR binding. The transcript is spliced from 17 exons. Bases 555 to 2807 code for a protein of 750 amino acids. The record is from RefSeq and is a predicted model, not a curated record.
ACUUCUCCAUUUCCUAAAUCCCCUCCCGCUCUGCCUUUAGCUCUAACCAACCGUCUGUUUGAUCGACCUAAAGGCUCCGAGUCGCUCUUCUCCUCUCGAUUCCGCCUUCCCUGCUUCAUUUUUGGACUCCCCCUUCCCUCCAGACCCCGCUUUUUCGCCGCCUCUUGCCCGAUCUCCUCGUCGAAUCCCAGGCGCCAGAUUUAGCGAGCCCAAAGUUGACAGGCGAAGCUAACCCCCCAAAAACUAGCCCGGAUUUGACUCACUUCCCUGGGGCGUCAUCUCGUCCACUCGUCCCCGGCCGCUUGUGGAUACCUCCCCGUGAAGCUGACGAGUGUCCGCGGUGGGUUUGAUCGCUGGUAAGCCGGUUGUUUGUUAGCAGGCGUGCGCGGUUUAGCCUGCUAGCUAAUACCCUGCGUAUUUAGCCAACACCAGGCCUCAGUCCAGCCCCAAAAGCAUCUGCUCCAAACACUAUUCGCAUCGUCGUGCAGUGAUAGUUGACAGCUUACCUGGUGACACUGCGACUUCUCCCUGAGGAGCCAAGAAGCAGACGGCUCAUGACUUCUGACCAGGACACGAAAGUAGUCGCUGAACCCCAGGUGCAGCACGUGCAAGAGGCAAAAGAGAACGCUCAUUUGGAAUCCGCCAAGGUUUCAGACCUCAACCCCAAUGCCAAAGCAUGGGCCAACCACAUGUUUAGCCUGGAGCCCAGUGGCAGCGCAGACAGCACACAACCAUGGAAGGACGGCUGCGAGAGCCCAGCCGACACCGGACCAGAGGGGUAUGAAGCCAUUGAGGAAAAGGCCUAUAAGGAGCCCCUGGUGACAGAGCCAGAUGAACCUCCGCCAGCCCCAGUGAUGCUGGAGGACCCUGCUCCAGUUCACUCGUCCUCCUCCUCCUCCGAAGCCUACACAGAGUUCAGUGACCCCGGGCAGACUGUGCACACAGGCAGUGACACACAGCCCGAAUCUCCUCAGGAUGGACUGAGGGAGCACCUGAAGAAGACACUGGAGUUCUGUCUCUCCCGGGAGAAUCUGGCCAGUGACAUGUACCUGAUCUCACAGAUGGACAGUGACCAGUAUGUGCCAAUUGUGACUGUGGCAAACCUGGACCAUGUCAAGAAGCUCAGCACCGAUGUGGAGCUCAUCGUUGACAUUUUACGCUCUUUGCCAUUGGUCCAGGUGGAUGAGAAAGGGGAGAAGGUGCGGCCCAAUCAGAACCGCUGCAUCGUCAUCCUCAGAGAAGUCCCAGAGAGCACUCCUAUAGAGGAGGUUGAGGCUCUGUUCAAAGGGGAUAAUCUACCGAAGUUCAUCAACUGUGAAUUUGCCUACAACGACAACUGGUUCAUAACGUUUGAAUCAGAAGCAGAUGCACAGCAGGCAUAUCAAUAUCUCCGAGAGGAGGUCAAGACCUUCCAGGGAAAGCCUAUUAAGGCGAGGAUAAAAGCGAAGGCAAUCGCUAUCAACACUUUCAUGCCAAAGAACGGUUACCGGCCGGUGGAGGUGAACCCGUACGCCCAGCGCCAGUACCCGUCCUACUACAUCCCCCCAAUGUACAGCCCCCAGCAGCAGUUCCCCCUCUACAGCCUCAUCACGCCCCCCACCUGGUCCACUACGCACAGCUUCAUAGACCCUGCACUGGUUGCACCUUUUCACAACAGCCAGUUCCUAAAUGGCUUCAAUGGUUUUAAACCAGCCACGACUCCACUCACUGUCCGACACUACUCCCCCAGAAACAGGAAUCCCAGUAAAUCUCACUUGCGGCCGGUGGUGCCCACAGCGGACCGCAGCCCUGGACUUUUGGACAGCCCCGGCCUGUUCCCUUCUUUUCCCGCCGAGAGGCUGAACGGAGUCCGCUCCAGCCCCCCCACCCGCCUCCCCAACGCCCAGACCAGGACCCGGCCCCCCUCCACCACCCCCUUCCCUCGCAGGGACACUGUGGGCACAGGGCGGGUGUCUGAACCCACCACCAACGACUUUGGCAUGGGAAGAGGAAGGAAAAAUAUUUCUGCUUCUAGGAAAAAGAGGGAUGAGAAGUUUACAAGAGUGACCCCUCCGUCACCACCCCCUAAACCCCCGUCUCCGAGGCUGGAGCUGGGUCUGUCCAGUUUCCCUCCUCUCCCUGGAGCAGCCGGUCAGCUCAAAACAGAAGACGUGUUUGAAAACCGACUGGCCAGCAGCGUCAUCAUCGGCAACGCCAAGGAACGGAAUGUAAAUGCCGACUUGAACUCCGGAGCCAUUUCUCCUUCGGGCCCCAAAGAGUCACAGCCAUCGUCCACUUCCCCCAAACCGAGCAGCCUCCAGCCAUCAGCCGUCACCACGACAACCACACCGACUCCCAUCGCCACGGGAACGCCGCUCUCCCCCGCCCCCGUCUCCUCCACAGCUGAGGUGAAGGUGGCUGAGGUGAAGGAGUCUCCGUCAGUGGAGCGAGUUCUUGGGACACAGUCUACUGCCAGUAAAUCUGUGCAGGUCAAUGGAGCUGCCACAGAGUUGCGGAAGCCAUCGUACGCCGAGAUCUGUCAGAGAAUCAAAGACUCUGCGUCCUCCUCGUCACAGGUGUCCUGUAAGGAGCCCAAACCCAGCGCUGAAGACCGGAAGUGCCCCGAGACAGCCCACCCCCCAGCAGGAGGCGACGCCACCCUCAACACCUCCACCGCCGCCAACAAGCCCCCCAGAGAAAGCCCCCAGCCGCUACCGGGACGAUCGCAGCGGGACCCUCCUCGCCGACGAUGGGCCUCUCCUCCUCCACUUCCAGGGAAAAGCAACAUCAAAGACCCCCACCAUACGCCGCCCAAGUCCCCCCAAUAAAGCCCCCUGCCCGCACCCCCCGCUCCACCCUCCCACCCCCUGCUCCACCCUCCCACCCCAAACACGUCAGGGCUGUCUAUCCCAGAAUCAGCAUCAAAAAUCCAUCAGAGGAGGCGCCUUCUUCUGAUCAGGGCUCGCAGACAAAAGCACUUUACUGUGCACGUACAGCACCAUUUCAUUUGUUUUAGUCUAAUUUAUUUUUAUUUUAUUUCCUUUUUUGUUCAUUUAAUUUGGUGUUGAGUUUCAAUAAGAAACAGUUGGUUGUUACUGGCCUUGUGGGAGUGGCGGCGAUGGCAUUGUCGUGCAGCUUUAUGUAGCUAAUAUUAUCAGCAAAUAUUAACAUCUCAUCCUCCCAUUUGUACGUUUACAAUAUGAUUGUGAAUCAUGUUUUAUUAUUUUUUUAUUAGCAACUGUUUCCUCCGAGUUUGAGCUUGCCUAAUCCUGCUGUGGUUUUUAUUGGUUGCUAACUACUGCUUUCUACAUUGCACGACAGUAAAGAAAAGGGGCAUUCAAAUCUGAAACCAGAAUCUUUUAAAGGUGCACUGUGGAACUUUUUGGAGAGUCCACAGCCUGUUUUGUCUCCAUGGAGAUUAAUGCUUUGGUUUUAAUUGUCCACAGUAUGGCAUUAAACUAAUCUGUCUUGCAUUUUUCCAACUACAGGUGUUUUUUAUUGCUCAAAAAUAUCUUAAAAAAACAUUAACUCUUACUGUGACUGUCCACAAAUCUAACCUGUUAAGUGGCUUGCAAGUCUCCAUGGAGAUUCAGAAGUUUAUGGCCAUAUAGACACAUUUCCAUGGAGACAAGCAGGUGAUGGAGCCACCACCAGACAAGUUACACAGUGCGCCUUUUAAAACACUUAAUUUUCCAAUUUACUGGCUUGGAAUUUUUGAGAUAUUUGCAAAUUAGUCCUUUCAAAAUGGUGGAAGAAAUACAGUGACGCACAACUGUCAAAUUCAUGAAGUCAAUUCUUUAAACAAGUCUAGAUUCAAUUUGGUGAAGCAAACUCUGCCCUUUGGCUACAUUUUAAAAAGGGCAAAGCAUUUUCCAGAGUUUGGUGCUUCAAAAAUGAUCCUGUAGUGUAUUCUCUCUAUCUGCAAAGCAAAAUCACCAUCUCUAUUUGAAAAAGGGAAGUUUGACGAUCCCAUCUGCUGUAAAGACGAUUUUUGAGAUUUCUGAGGAGUUUUCUGGGAGAUUUUAGGUUUGGAGUUUCGUAAAGUGUGGGUUCUUUGAAAGUUGAAGUGAAAGGAACCAGUUGGAGACCAGUUGGGCAAAGGUUUGAGUGACGUAGAAAAAGUCGAUGAUGGGGAAAUGAAACUUGAGUGAAACGCAAGACUUCAUCACAGUCUCUUCUCUUCUUGAGUCUGUACCACUUUGAAGCGAUCUGUCCACAUGCUUCCCUGUGUCUGUCCUCCUUUAAUGAGCAAAAUGGGGCAAGAUUAACCCAAGCACAUAAAGGCUCCUCUGCAACAAAACGUGAUCUUAAAAAUAAUAAUAAAACUGCUUUAAAGCUUGGAACACUGUCUGGAGCAACCACUCAGACAGAAACUGCAGAAGUUUUAGUAAGAGAAAGAAUUCCUCCUUUAAAAAAAAAACCAAAAAAUUAUUUAUAAAUACUGUACAUAACCUUUUAACUAUUAUAAUAAAGUACCAUAUUGUCAGCACUAUAUGGCGCUCUGUCUUUAAAUGGUCUAUUUUCAAACUUUUUUCACAAAUAAACCGCACCGGACUUUAAACGAAACACAACAGUUUGAUGGGUCAGUGGGACUUUGUUUGUGGCGUUCACUGUGACUCUCUGCUUUGUUCAAAUGUGACGUUUAGGGAGUCUGUCUGGGACCGCUGGAUUGUCGGCGUGUUCGCAGUGACUCAGUUGUUCAGUUGUGUCUAGAAGUGGCACAUUGCGCUCGCUUUUUCGGUUUGUCCCUCCGUCCGGUCGUCGGCGUGGAGUGAUGAGUGUGUCUGUGGGUGUUUUUCGCCGCGCAGUUGCUGUCUGCUCCGUGUGUGUUUGCGUGCGCUCCGGGUGGUACGGCUUUGUAAUUUACUGAAGUCGUGCUGGGACACCCGAGUGGAUUCGUGUAUAGGGCGCUCUGGAUUCGUUUUCGUUUUUUGAUGGGGCGGAGGCUUAAGAGCGCGCCCAAUAACCCAGAAAAUAAUGUGAAUAAGAUGUAAAAAUGGACCACUUAUUUGUUAACCUAAUAUGUUGGUCUUAAGAGGUCAUGUUUUCUUCUUACACGUUUUCCAUUCGCAAGAAGAAAUUGAAUUAGAGUCAAAACUGGGAGCUCGGAGUAGAGACACUGCUCCACCACAUGACGAGGAGCUCAUGAGUGAUUCAUUCUUUUUUUUCUUUUUUUUUAAUUUGUUAUAGACAGAGAGCGAUCAAGCCAUGAAAAGUGUGGCCCAACUUGAACAGUGUAUAGAAUCCCACAUGGAUACAAUCGGACAAAAGUCGCACACAACUUGGAAAUGCGAGACUUUAUUUUGGAAAACGUCUAAAAAGAACUUUGGCUAGAGAUCGGCGUAACAGAAUCUCACUUUGUUGCUUCAUACUUAACACAAAACAACUACACUAUAGAAAAAGACUGCUUAAAUAUGAAGUACAGACAACAAACUCCACAAAUAAUCGGAAGGACGAUGUUGAAUAGAGAAAGUACGGUAGUGUGAAUAGGCUCUAUGGGAAGAGUGCAGUCUGUGGGCCUUUGUGUGCUUGGGUUAAUCCAGCUCCACCUGAGAUGCAAUCCUCCAUGUUUAUCACAAACCACGGCGGUGUACAUUUUCAAAAAGCCUUGUGGGACCUCGCUUGUCCCGCCAAAGUCUUCCUGAAUCUAAAAAAAAACAAAGCAUUCUGGGUAAUUCCAUACACAAAGCCAAUGUGCUGAAGGGAAUGAUCUGACAAACUCCUGUUCAUAGCAUAGCAUAUUUUCAUUUGAAGGACUGAAAUGCACUUGGAUGGCUUGAUUAGAUUUAAUUUUUUCUCAUCGGUGGAGAUGGUCAAAGAGGCACACCAUAUCUGCUUAUAUUUAUAAACCAAUGCUGUUUAUUCCAUGAGAAAUCUUUUGUUUUGAGAAAAUACAUAGAGACGCGCCUCUAUAUAUUUACGCUAAAUGUAAAGAAAUGUCCAUCCAGUGUUUGAGAAACUUGAAUUUUAUUUAAACUUGAAAAAUGACUUUGCCUUAACUUUUUAUACAAGAAAAGCAUAGAGUUUAUUUCUUUUGAGAAACCCCCUGAAGUGUGGAGAGUUCCCCCAGAGUUCAAAUCUAGACGCAUUUUCGUUUCUUUCCCUUGAUUUUUGUACAAAAAAUUGAAUUAUUUUGUUUUUGUUUGUGGGAAAGAAUAUUGUAAAUGCAAACCUAGUCAAUACUGUAUUAAAUCUGUGCACUUUGAAGUGUGUGCUUUGCCUGUACAGUUGUAAAUAAUCAGAAAAUAUAAGAGGUACCUUAAAAUGAUUAUAAAAAUAUAUUGAUCUUGUCGAAUUAUUAAUGUUGAGCUGGAUGUAGGAUAUAAAAAACGUAUUGUUGUGCUUUCGGAGAUAUUUUCUUCAAAGUUUUUUGUUUGUUUUGUUUGCGAAUGUUUGGAUUCUGAUUGUAUGUUGUUGUUUUUUUUUUUCCUCUCAUUCCAUGAUUUGUACCUGUCCAGGUGUGAACAGGUGACUUAAGCCCCGCCCCCUGCUGCCUUUAGUUCCGUUCGUGGUACUGACCAAGUGCCCACUGACGUCUCACCGUAUCAAGCAAACCCAGUGAUGUGACAGUGGUUGAAUUUUAGGAAACGGAUAAAAAAAAUCUUGCUUUAAAUACUGACUUACAUGGCUUUAUGAACAGAGUCAAUGUCUGGACAUGGAGUCGUGUUUUAAAACAUGACACUAGAGUAAUGAGGUGGAAAAACAACUGACAAAAAAAUGCUAAAAAUCUAUAGAAAAAGUAAAUAAAAAAAAAAAAGCCAAAAGUGUAAAAAUAGGGGAAAUAUUGAGCAGAAAAUAGAAAAAAAGCCAGAUAUUUAUGAAGAUACUUACACAUAAAAUAAAAAAAUAUGGAAAUCUUGGAACUAUAAUCAAACAAAUGAUUACAAAUUUAUUUAAAAAUUGUUGACAAUCCUGAAAAAUUCUAAAUAAUAAUAAUAAAUUGGUGAAAUUAGGAAUAUUCUAGAUGAACAUUUCCUACCCGAGUCUGACCCGCAUGACAAAAAUACUAUAAAAAUACAACAAAAAAAGAAAAAAAUACGCUAAUUUGCUUAGUAUGAGUAGUCACAAAAUGUAAUUAAAGAUAAAAAAAAAAAAAAAACUUCAGUCAUUACAUAAUUUAUUAAUACAGAAACAAAAAUUGGCUGAAUUUUAAAGUUCACCAAGUUGAUUUUCGUACCUAAUAAGCCUCGUGGGAUUCAAGCCAGUGUUUCUGUAUCACUGCAGUAACAAAGAUGGAUUCUUAUGUUGAGCAAAAACAUAGAAGUAGCUUUAAUAUCUGGAGAUCUCUUUUCUAAACUCAACCAAAAUACUUUUUUCCACUUUCAUCGCAAUUCUCACAAUCUUUAUCAAAAUGAAACGCAGCCACUUCAGAGUAAAACUGAAUUUUCGUGCCGCAUUUGGUCAGCAUCAAUUCGACUCUAGUUUGGAAAUUGAUCGUAUAAUGCACUUUCCUUCUUUGUUGAUUCCAGUUGUGACGAUGUGGAAAAGUAUUUGAGCAAAUUCAUACUAGGAUUGUCAAAAGUACCAAAAAUCAGAUACCAAUUUAGAUACUCGGAGACUCAUUUAAGCAAGUAUCGAUCCCGCAAAAGUCUGAUUAAUAGAACGACAAUUUGAGCUUUCCUGAACAGUUUUAGUGCAAUUCGAGCUUUGUCCGAACGAAAAUAAGACCUCAUGCCGAGCUAAAGGAAGUAUUUGUAUCUGAACGUGACAUUCUAUAACGAAAAAAGGACUAUUGUGGUAUCAUAAUCCGUAUCAAGCAUGGCGCGAAUUCCUUUCUAUCGAAAUCGAGUUUGAAAUUUGAGUGUCACGGUGACGCUGAUUCGUGGAAGCCGUCCGUCCUGGGUUGGUCUUGAGGUGACGUCCGGUGGGGCACUAGUUCUCUGGUGCUUCGCAAAAGUCUGAUGUGAUUUCUGUCUGCGUUUCGUCAUGUGAUCAAAAGCCGUGAAGCCAUUUUACAAGGCCUGAAUAUUUAAACGAACUCGACGCAAUAUCGUAGAGUUACCGUAAUUUGACAAAGCACCGUCGCCUUCUAUCUUUUCGUUGAGGUUCGAAGGUUCCUUCUUACACAAAAUGGGUUCUUUGUGAGCUUUAAGCCAUGUUAUAAUGUUAUUACCUCGUCAGAAACAUGCCUAGAGUUUUGUUUUGUUUCAUUCACAUGUUUAAGUCGAAGUUCAGUAGAGAUUUGAAUUUGUUUGUUUGAAUUUAUUCUCCAAACUACAGGUAUGUUUUCGACGAGGAAACGUUAUUUAACUUAACAUCGAUCCAAAAAUACCGCGAUAUAUGCCCUUUAAAUGACAGAACAAUAUUUUGGUUGCAAAUUAGUUUCUUGUGGCCUGGAUUUUGUCUUUAAAAUCAUUUUGGAGAGAUUUUCCCAGUACCAAAAUCUAUGCACGAGACGACUUGUUGGCGAAGUUGGCGUAAGAAUGAAUCCUACUGAUCACACGACGAAACUAAAACUAUAAAAAGCACAUAAAAAAACACAGGAAACACAUUAGAUCUUCUGCCUUUUUGUGAAAAGAUGGGAAUUGGAUUUUCGUGCAAAUUUGAAACGGGCUACAUUGUCGAUUUGAAAAAGUGAAACUAAUUCCUGUCAAACGAAACUAUUCAAAUUCGCCAAAAAUCCUUAGCGCUGCUCGUCUCUCAUUUUGUUCAUAGUUUCCCUUUUGAUGUCUGUUAACUUUUACAAGAAAUCGAUGUACAAAUGUUUAUUUUGGGGGCUUUUAUUUUGUAUUUUUUCUGAUAAUGGAAGGGAGAACAGAGCCCAGGAAGGAAGCGGCUCUCGGAGAUUUGUGGCACAUAGCGCUCACCUAGCUAACAUCACACGGACAAACUUCAAAACCUACCAAAAACUGUGCCAUUUCCUGUCAUCUUUUACACUCACUGCAACGGAGGAACUUGAAAUGAAACUUUGAAGAGACACGCCAGCGUCGUUUCGCGCUGUCCGAGACCCGAUUGGACGAACCACACGGAUAUACAAAACUGUGCAUGGGUGGGUUUUUCCCGCCGUUUUCUAACUGUCCAACGUGGAACUGUCGGAACUAUCGCAGGUCUCGCGUUUUCCUGCCAAAACGAACGCUAACUUUCCGAACGGACUUCUCGCGAAGCCUCGAUCUGUGCUUGCGGUUUUGACAGUGCCAUUUUGAAGUUCCUUGUAUAAAAAUGGACGGCUGCUUCUUCGAUCUUUUUUUUUUUUAAACGAUACUACCGAAUGCAACUGACUGGACUCCUAAUCAACUCACUGUGGUUCUAACACUCGCUAACAGCUUUGGACAAUCGAAAACUCCGGUUGCGUGGAGUUUGCAAACUUUGGACGAGGAGGUUUGAGUUCAACGAGGGCUUCUUGGACUACUGUUUGUGUUUUUGGUUACCUUUUCUUUGGUUUACUUUUCGGGGCUAUUCUUCCAUGGAGACUGGAAUCAAGCGCUCACGACGGCUCUAGAUCAUUUAAGUUACUCUUGUGUCAUGAUGUAAAACUGUCUAAUUUGGAGAAAAAUGUAGCUUACUGAAAAAUAAAGAUUUAGGCACUGAUGAGGAA